AUGCAACAAUCCCUUGGCGUUUCCGAUCCCUUCGAGCGGCCUAACCUUGUCAUGAAUAUACAGUCUAUGUGGAAUGUCGCAGACGCUACAUACAUCAUUCCGGGCGACAUGCGAUACCCUGGUUGGAUCGGCAACUGGCCCCUACCCAUCCUACGAUCCUUAAGCUAUCUAGCCAGUGGUAUGCCGGGCGAUGGGGGACGGCAUCGAUUCGUGGAACUCCUGAAUCUCGGCUAUACGAUAAGGGUGACAGACGAGUCAACUACUCAUGAACCGCAGCUACAGGUAUCUGAUCUAGAGUUUGUCCGAGACAGCGUUGGAUUGCCACCGGCGGCUAUGCCAGUAGAGGAGGAAGCCGCCCCAGCCCAGAAUGAUGUUGCAACCCCCCAACCACGUCCACAACGAAUACUUCCAGAAGAUGAAGAUGACCCGGAGACUUUGAUGAAGAAGCAGGAACUGUGGAUCAAGUACUACUGGAACGUCACUGAUAUUAAAGCCCUUGUUCCCCCAAACAUGCGGCAGCUAGACAAAUUUGGAAAGCCGACCAAUCGGCCGCUGCACAGCUGCAGCGACCAAAGGAAUCUGACGAAGACAAGACCAGCAGGCCGGGGAGGAGGCAAAGCGUUUGCAGAAUCAGACGUCAAAGUCGCUCUUGAUCACUUCCGUGACCUACGUGAAGAAGAAGAAGAUGAUGACUCUGUUACCAACAGUCGAAAGCAAUUACCUAUUGCACCUUCAAACCCCGACGGGACUACCGGCGAGGAGGGUCAAGAUGGCGCGACGAACGCCCAGCGGGGAAGUCAGCAUCUCGAUGGAAGGCAACGGAAGAGACGACGACGUGAAUCUCGAGCCACCGAACCCAACACUCAAGACGGUGCCGAUGACCAAACGCUACUGCCCGACGUGGAUAUCGCAGAGGCAGGACUCUCGAUGGCUCACAGCCGACGCUCAUCAGUCAUGGCAAGACGUGACAAGGACUGCGCGAGUAGCAUAGCGACCCACGACGCUACGGUUGACGAGGCUGCCUCGAGCUUACAAGGUGCGCGUGGAGCAUCGAACUUACCGCUAAAGAGGAAGAUACGGUAUUCACUAGACGGAGAUGAGACAGAUGUUGAUGAGGAAGGUGGCAAGACGGGUGAUGACGAAAAGGAUGAGCGUGCGGAACUGGAGCACGAUGAGCUGCAGCCAGAGGAUGCGCAAGAACCACCAGAAAACUGGGCCAUGCCGUUUGAGACGGAGGACGCACCACAAGAUGGGGAAGUUGAGGAUACCCAUAUCACGAUCGGAGAUGUCAAAUACGAUGUCGACCUCUCGCAAAUACCUUAUCUAUCAUCCUUUGCCGAUUUCCAAGCCAAAGCCCAGCCCGACGCCAUCGAUUUGGUCCACGGCCCAAUACCUCUUUUCGACGUAGCUUUGAAGGGAAUCCAAUCGGGUUAUCGACAGUGCUUCAGGAAUCUUCCCCCCGAGCUUCAGCAAUACCACGUUCUAUGCGAAACAUACGAGUUUCUCGGCAUUAACGUCCUCGAAAAACGACGUAUCGACCAGAUCUUCAGCGAUCUGAGGAUCUGCAAGAUAGAUUGGGACCCAGAGGAUGAAGAUACCAAGGGUGUUAAGUCGAGAGCACGCGACGCCGCUUUCAGGUUGCUGUAUCUCAUCCUGCUGGGCGAAUUUGAGGAUGAUAAAAUGAAUGGCGACAAGGCGUACAACGCAGUGUUGUUCGUGUUAUCCCAUCCCGCGACGUUCAAGUCACGAACAAGAACCGUAGUUCGGGCGGCGUAUGAGGAACGUUUUGUUGCCUCGCGGAAGCAGAUAAAGAGACUAGAUCAAUGGCUGAAAGGAGAUACUGCAGAUGAUAGCGAAGAAGCUACCACUACAGAUGAGGAAUCGCCCGAGGAAUACUAUGGACCGGACGAGGACUAUGAAUCGGAUUGGUCGUAG
Messenger RNA from Alternaria triticimaculans, 1935 nucleotides. RefSeq lists its product as uncharacterized. The record is from RefSeq and is a predicted model, not a curated record. The coding region runs from base 1 to 1935 and encodes 644 amino acids. The transcript is spliced from 3 exons. NCBI's taxonomy places the organism in Eukaryota, Fungi, Ascomycota, Dothideomycetes, Pleosporales, Pleosporaceae.